Anarrhichthys ocellatus (wolf-eel) is the source of this 1094-nucleotide messenger RNA. RefSeq lists its product as uncharacterized. The record is from RefSeq and is a predicted model, not a curated record. Bases 20 to 1084 code for a protein of 354 amino acids. The transcript has a single exon. Lineage: Eukaryota; Metazoa; Chordata; Actinopteri; Perciformes; Anarhichadidae.
GCAUGAGCGUUCGAACCACAUGAGUGAUUACCUUAGUAAAGUGGCCUGGGGCAAGCGCGACCGCGGAGAUGUUCUGCUAUGGUCGGAAGAGGAGAUCCGAAGGGUGAAAAUGGCAUGCCAAGACUUUAUGCCGUCUAGAAGCGAUAGUGUCGCUCUGGCGGCCGAGCUUGGUACGGGUAAAACACCUAAACAGUACAGAGACAAGUGCAGAGGAAUGUACCGAGCCACUCUCAAACUGGAUAAGAGUCCUCGGCUGACACGGUCAAGAUAUAGGGGGAGAACAGCCCCACCUAUACCACCGUCGGUGCCGCUAGUCGAUGUCAAGAAGACCCUUGACGAGAUAGUGGCAUCUGGGGCAAGCGGUGGAGCCGAGGGAUCCUCUGAUCUCCUAGUUACGGAAGAGGAUUGCUCGCAGGGAGCAAUUUCCUCUGCAGCUUCCGCUAUGAUCCGAGAGAUAGGUCUAAAUGGGAAAACCCGUUACUCGACAACCCGGAGACAAUUUGAACGCCCUCCCAUGACGGGCAACAGGUACAGCAGAAGGAAGGCCUUCAGGAGGCAGGUAAGUAUGUUGCGUAAAGACGGAGGCAAGACUCUGGCUAAGCUUGUCCUGGAUGGACAAAUGGGACAACAGUGUCCUGUACCCCUGAAAAAGGUUACCUCGGUGUUCAAGAGCAGGUGGGGCUUGGUCAGACCGUUUCAUGGAUUGGGUAAGUUCAAAGGCUUUGGAAAGAUCGACAACCGUGGUUUUUGCUACCUGAUCACUUCUCUGGAGGUCUACAGCCAUCUCCGAUGUAUCAAGAAUCGCACUGCCCCAGGCCCAGACGGCAUCACGAAAGGGGCGUUGCAGAUCUGGGACCCGAAAGGGGUUAAGCUGGCCCAUAUGUUCUCCACCUGGUUGGUCUCAGGGAUCCUGCCGAAGGACUUCCGUCACUGUAGGACAUCGCUGAUUCCGAAGACAAGCGUGGUGUCACUCCUGAGUGACAUCAAUCAGUGGCGGCCUAUCACAAUAGCCUCAAUUGUCUUGAGGCUAUUCUCGCGGGUCCUCACCAAGAGGAUGACUGGUUCCUGUCCUCUUCACCCGUGACAGAGGGGGU